AUGAUACAAAUGAUCAACGCCAAGGUUGGUACGGUCAGAUCGUACAGGGGUGUUACACUGGGGAGUGCUAUCACAGUCGACCCUAACACACCGCUAGCAGUGGACGGAGGUACAGCUGAACUAGAGCUGACGAAUGUGGCCAAGAGAGUGUUGGUAGGUGGCGGGGAUGUUGUCCUUGGAAUGAUAGGUAAUGCUACUACAGUCACGGUGACAGGCGGUGGGUUGACCCUACAACAGACAGGAGACACAUUCUUGUUUGCAAUGAAUGGGGGCACAGCUUCUAUGGCUCAGAUAGGAACCAUCAACAAACUGCGUGUAAAUGGAGGGUCGGUGGAGUUUGGCACGGAUCAAACCACAAUCGAGGAUGCGUCUGCCAAUGAUGGCGAGAUUAUCAACAGUGGCAACUCGGCCAUACUGAGAUACUUUGGUGACGCUGAAUUGUGUGCUCUCAACUGUCCACAAUCGGCUUAAAGUACCAAAGCUUGAGAUGAAGCUCAUGCACUACACGGACAAUACAAAUGUCUUUUUCCCAGUAUACAACCGUAGGUUUGU
Sphaeroforma arctica JP610 is the source of this 552-nucleotide messenger RNA. RefSeq lists its product as hypothetical. Lineage: Eukaryota; Ichthyosporea; Ichthyophonida. The coding region runs from base 1 to 471 and encodes 156 amino acids. The record is from RefSeq and is a predicted model, not a curated record. The transcript has a single exon.